GAAAACGUUCCAACGAUUUAACGAAUUUCGAAACUACAAAUCUUCUACCGCCCCAACAUCAACAACAGUAUAUCGCACCCGCAUAUCAUCAGCUGCCUGCCGAUUUAUCUGCCGAAAAUAUACAAAAAGAGGCUGCCCUAGUAUUAGCCCAAGCGAAGCGCCAUAAAAGUAUUGCCGAGAAUGGUGAUAAUAUCCCAACUUUUCGGGUAAAGACAAAACGUUCUGGAGGAGAUUCAUCCAGCGCGAAUCCGAAAAAAUUCCAUUCCUUGCCGUCACGAAAGAAAAAACCACCCAGCAAACCGGUUAGUCGAAGUAACAGUGACGCAGCUGGUAAGAAACCGCCCAAGAGACCCUCCAUCUUCAGUUUGUUUAGUCGUAAAAGUGAUACGAACAUCAAUCAAGGGGAGAGGGAUCCACGCUUUGAAGAUAGUGGUGGUCGACGUUUGGUACGCAGUAAAAGUGAUGUGGGUUCUUCGUCAUAUAAAUUAAAAAAGGUGUUAAAAGAACCCAAAUCCGCCUUAUCUGCAGGGUCCAAUAAACAUUUACCCACCCAAUUGAGUCCGAUUAUAGAAAACGAUUCCAAGGAGGAUUAUUUCGAAGAAGAUUUCACCAAGCACACUCGAGAACGCCGUAAAUCGGAAGCCAUUACCGAUAAGGAAAAACAUGAAAGUGCCAUUAACGAGCUGUUAGGACGCAGUCAUUCCCAGGCUGAAGUAGACGGUGGAGGUCUGGUUGGACGUAUACCCGUAUCAGACGUAAUUAAAGAGAAAAUUCUAAGCCUACAGGCCAAGUCACAAGAAAACAUGCAUAGCUCCCAGUUGCCGGCCCAAAAAUUGCCGCUGACCAAAGGUCAUACGGUAAACGGGAUGGUAAAACGUCUAUCGAUGGAAAGAUUUUCACCACCCCCCACCAUUACGGGUCCAGCAUUUUCUUAUAUUCGCCCCAAUGAGGGUAUAACCUAUGCCCAAUUGGAACUGCAGGAUGAACCACAAUCACGCAGUACAUUGCCAAGACGAGAAUACACCCGAUCUCCCGUAAGAGAAUAUCGUUCUCCGGUACGUGAAAUGCGUUCGCCAUCGCGGGAUAUUUUCACCCCCGAUCGUGAAUUGGUCAGCACCACUGUGGUAAAUCGCAGCAGCCUUAACAAAUCGGAGGAUCAAACCGAUUUCAUUGGAACUAGUCAACGUAACAAUUACUCGCCAAGUUAUAAUACCAAUAAUGGUACCACCACGAUCCACAUUGGGGGUUCAUUUUCCCCUUCACCCUGGCAAAUGUUGUCACCACGCAAUCUAAGUGAUGAGGAUGAAGGUUUGGGUUUGGAGACCCGUAAAUACUACGAUGAAGAUCUAACGCAAACCAAACGUUGUAAGUCGCCAGCAGAACCACCAAUUGUUCCGAAAAUACGCAGCAUAACCCCGCCCAGGGAGAAUGGUUAUCACGCUACGGAUCGAUAUCACACACCCAACCGAGAUGUAAAUCCCAAUGAUGAUAUGGGUUAUCGGCGAGCUCGGCUGGAAUCGCGUAUUCUUACUCGGAGAUUUAGGGAUUCGGGAACCCUGGAACGUAAUGGGUACUCCCGGGAAAAUUCUCAUGAGAGAGUACUCGACGAACGCGAUCGUGAUUACCACACCAAACGUUAUCUAAGUCCGGAGAGGGAAAUCCCACGUGAUUCCCAUGAACCAAUGAGAUAUCACAAACCUGAAGUUAAAGAAAUUCUCAAUAAAUAUUCUCCCGAAAGAAGUCACCUGGAUAUAAUUUCACCCUCAACAGCGGCUCCCACCACGGCCACCACCAUGGAGAAGACAUCACGUUACAAACAUACCAAAUACUAUGAUGAUGGUCAUGGUGGGGUGAAGGAGGUCUAUGAGCGGGAGACUCAAUUCGAUCCGGAUGGUAAGCCUCAUGUAAGGGAAACACGUCAUCGGGAACGUUUGGAUUCCUCUCUAAUGGAACGUCAGCUCAUCACGGAUUAUGAACCGAAGUCAUUCGAUUCACAAUUUACAACAACCGAUCAAUAUCGUUCGUCACCGGAAAAUAUGAAACGUUAUGAUUUAAAUUCGGAUAGGGGCGUAAAUACUGGUCGGCUGAGUAGUGAGGAUCGUUGGCACAGCAGCUUGAAGCGGGAUAAGUUGCAGCAAAGGAGCUUCGACAAAGGGGAUUCGGGUAUUGAAAAUGAUUUCCGCAAGGAGUCCUUUAAUGGAGAUUUGGUGACAAGAUGGCGCAAACCCACCCCCGAUGAAAGCAUCCAAUCCUGUGAAAGUUUCCUGAAAAAAGAACGUCGCUACUGCGAACAUGAACGUCAGCCAAGACGUUCCGAAAAUUAUGUCUAUCGUGAGCGUUCGAUUGAUGAUGGCUCCCAUUUCGAUCCCCACUUGGAUAAAUAUCCACAGAGUAGUGCCACCUUAAAACGACGCGAUCAACAGUCACAAACAAAUCUGCUGGAUCAAGAGAAAACGAGUACCUCAACCCUAAAGCGAUCCAAAAAAUUGGGUGGCUUUGAGAAGGUGAAGCAAUUGUUCACUGGUGGCA
This is a messenger RNA of Musca vetustissima, 2529 nucleotides long. RefSeq lists its product as uncharacterized. The transcript has 3 exons. The record is from RefSeq and is a predicted model, not a curated record. Lineage: Eukaryota; Metazoa; Arthropoda; Insecta; Diptera; Muscidae. The annotation marks the transcript as partial.